AUGGCGCGGGAGCUGAGCCAGGAGGCUGUGCUGGACUUCCUCUGGGCUGCCGGGGGGCGAGCCCCCAACACGGCGCUGCUCCGCCACUUCCAGCGGUUCCUCCGCGACCCGGCGCUGACGGAGCAGCAGCGGCGGGAGCGCCGCGAGUACUUCAAGAGCCUCGUUAACUCCCUGGCCACCGUCCACCCCGCCGCCGCCCCUGGCGCCUCCAAGGACAUCGUCCUCCGCCGCAGGUACCGCGACCUCCUCGAUGAGGAGCUGCCGCCGCCGGAGGAACAGCGGGAGCAGGAGGAGGAAAAAGCCGAGCCGCCGCCCCGACGCGACCCCGACGGGCGGCGCGGCCCUCGCGGGGAGGCGGCGGGGCAGGGGCGGCCCGGCGGGGCGGGGGGCUGCGCCGCCCGGGGCCGCGGCGGGCCGUGCUGCGAGUGCCGCCGGGCGCGCCGCGCCGCCGCCGCCGCCGUCCCCGCGACGCCACCGCCGCCGCUGCGCCCGGAGAUGCCGCCUCCCUACAGGUUACCUCAGCCCCGAUCUCCGCCGCACCCCUCGACCGAGAUGCUCUUGCUGAAAGCCCCACGGCCCUCAGCAAGCCCAGGGAGGCGAACCCCCGCCGGACCCAUCCAGCCCUCGCUGCUGUCAUCGGGCCCCAGGGCGCUGUCCCCCUGCGACCUGCCUCCAUCCCGGUCUCUGCCGUUGUUGUCCGGCACCGACCUGCCCCCAUCCCGAUCCCUGCCGUUGCUGUCCGCCCCGGAGGUGCUGCCCCUGUCCCGGUCCCUGCAGGCACUCCCUGCCAGCCCCUCCUCAUCGUCGCUGCUUUUAUCCGGCCCCGAGGCGCUCGCUUCCACCAGGCUGCCCCCGUCGCAGUCCAGGUCCCUGCAGCAGCUCUCCACCAGGCCAUCCCCGGACUUGCCGAGGGGAUCCAGGGGGCUGGCCCCCAAAGGACCAACCCAACCUCAAGUCCUGCGACUGUACCCAUCCUGCCCCCCGCUAGGUCCCCCCCCACCCGAAUCCCUGCCACAGUCCUCCACACUCCCGUCCCCAUCCCACUCCCUGCGGCCACCCCUUGCCAGGUCACCCCCAUCCCAAUCCUUGCUGCUAGCACGGGGCCCCGCAGUGCCCCAAGCCCCAGAGAGUCAGCCCCCAGCACCGCUGCCUGUUUUCCGGAGCAUCAGGUGCCAGCUCGCUUUGUCGGAGGCGCAGGGCACCCCCUCCUCACUGCACGAUGACUGUGGGCGGCAGCCCCGCUCCGUGCUCUCCAAGAGCUCCCCUAGGAAUGCCGCAAGCCGGGGGCCCUUGGUGCCGCUGGGACAGCGGGAGCACGCCUGGCUGGUGGCAAUGUCAGCGGGCCGCUGGGCUCAGGUGCGGGGGCUCUUUCUGGAAGAGCCUGAGCUGGCCCUGCAGAGGGACUUCAUAUCGGGCUUCACGGUCCUUCACUGGCUGGCCAAGCACGGCGACGGGCCGGGCCUGCAGGAGCUGGCGGCGGCGGCGCGGCAGGUCGGGUUGGCCCUGGACGUGGACGCUCGCUCUGGCUGCGGGUACACGCCGCUGCACCUGGCUGCCAUACACGGCCACCAGCUUGUCAUCAAGGUGCUGGUGCUGCAGCUGGGGUGCCAGGUGCAGGUGCGGGACGGCAGCGGGCGCCAGCCCUGGGAAUACCUGGGCAGCUCCACCUCGGGGGAGAUCUGGCAGCUCCUGGAGGCACCGCGUGGCACAAUCAUGUUCCCCACGCAGCCCCUGGCCCGCAGCGUGUCCUCUGUCAGCAAGGUCUCGCCGUCCACGGGCAGGGCAGCACUGCCUGCCUGCCUCAGGGUGCAGCUCGGCCGUGGGGCAGCGUCCCACCAAUCCGGCAGCGACAGUGACUGA
Hirundo rustica (Barn swallow) is the source of this 1860-nucleotide messenger RNA. It is a transcript of the gene SOWAHB, whose product is annotated as sosondowah ankyrin repeat domain family member B. Lineage: Eukaryota; Metazoa; Chordata; Aves; Passeriformes; Hirundinidae. Gene Ontology annotation, molecular function: protein binding. The transcript has 3 exons. The record is from RefSeq and is a predicted model, not a curated record. The coding region runs from base 1 to 1860 and encodes 619 amino acids.